Molecule: messenger RNA, 1664 nt
Organism: Spodoptera exigua (beet armyworm)
Lineage: Eukaryota; Metazoa; Arthropoda; Insecta; Lepidoptera; Noctuidae
Source: the annotation of a GenBank genome assembly
ACUUUGUUCGGUAUCACGCAUUAUAAUUUCGUUUAAUUAUUUACUAUUGACUGUUGUCAUUUUGACAGUGACAGUGAUAGAUACUGACAUUACACUUCGGCAGAAUUGUCUGUCCUAGUGAGUCGUUUAAUCUCUUGAUAGAGAUUAAAAAAUAAUUGUUCUUUGGUUUUGAUUAACGCAGUUGGACUAGUGAUUCUUCCUUGCCGUAUCCAAAACUUAAUAUACGCGUAAGGAGUCUCCGUACUCCUACAAUCUUUGCAAGAAGCUACCAAGCUUCGUGUCAAUGUAUUCGGUGCUUAUGAACAAUAUAAAAAUGACUCUAAAUCCGAAAGACGUGAUAAUAAGUAUAGACAGACCUAAAAUACUCUUGUUAAAGAAACAUAUAGACUACUUGGCUAAAUAUGGGACAGACCAAGACGAUUAUGAGUAUAAUAUGACUGAAUAUCUUCGGAUGUCGGGUAUCUACUGGAGCUUGACGGCUAUGGAGCUAAUGGGAGCCUCUGAUAGGAUGCCAAAGGAUGAUAUUAUAAACUUCAUUUCAACAUGUCAGAACAAGGAAACAGGAGGCAUCUCAGCGUGCUUCCCACAUGACCCCCAUAUUCUAUACACCUUGAGUGCUAUACAGGUCUUAACCAUGUACAACAGGCUGGAUGCCAUAGAUGUUGAAGGUGUGGUCAAGUUUGUGGCGUCACUGCAACAACCUGAUGGAAGUUUCUAUGGUGAUAUCUGGGGCGAGCAGGACACAAGGUUCUCGUUCUGUGCUGUAAUGUGCCUCUCACUCCUGCAUCGGCUGGAUGCCAUCAAUGUGGACAAGGCAGUUGAGUUUGUGCUUAGCUGCAUGAACUUUGAUGGAGGCUUUGGUUCCAAACCUGGCUCCGAAAGCCACGCUGGUCUCAUCUACUGCUGUGUGGGUACUCUAUCAAUCUGCAAGAGGCUGGAUGCACUUAAAGUGGAUGCUUUGGCCUGGUGGCUGUGUGAACGUCAAUUGCCCAGUGGUGGACUAAAUGGCAGGCCUGAGAAACUACCUGACCUGUGCUAUUCUUGGUGGGUAAUUUCAUCCCUAAAAAUCUUGAACAAAAUGCGCUGGGUGGACAAAGAGCGACUGGAGCAGUUCAUAAUGGCUUGCCAAGACCCAGACACUGGUGGAUUCAGCGACCGACCAGGAGACAUUACUGACCCAUUCCACACAUUAUUUGGUUUAGCAGGCCUUUCGUUACUUGGCAACAGUAAAAUUAAACCAGUGAACCCUGUUUACUGCAUGCCACAAGAAACCAUUGAUAGGCUAAAACUGAAACCACAAAUGUUAUAAAUCAUUUCCAAUAAGUUUGUCUGAAUGUGUGUAUUGUAAUCUAAGCAUAAAAAGAAUAGGUAAAGGUGUAUUUUUUUGUUUAUAAAUACCUAGAAUUAUUGUUGUAAGGAGAUUUACCUCUGUUAUCUUAAUAUUUUAAAAACAUGUGUCCGACCAAGUAAUUUAUUUGAUCAUCCUUCUGGUCGCUAUCUGUUCCAAAAACUGAUUUUAAUGACUAAAGAUGUAGUUCUCCUUGCUUCAAUACUUGUUAAGUAGCAUCAUUUUUUAUCAUAAAGUGAAUGAACACUCACGUUUUAUAUUUAUUAUAUAAGUAACUAUGCAAUAAUAAAGAAGUAUUUAAUGUGAUAUAUAGCAA